This is a messenger RNA of Jatropha curcas, 1336 nucleotides long. It is a transcript of the gene FHA2, whose product is annotated as SMAD/FHA domain-containing protein. The record is from RefSeq and is a predicted model, not a curated record. Gene Ontology annotation, molecular function: protein binding; sequence-specific DNA binding. NCBI's taxonomy places the organism in Eukaryota, Viridiplantae, Streptophyta, Magnoliopsida, Malpighiales, Euphorbiaceae. Gene Ontology annotation, cellular component: nucleus. Gene Ontology annotation, biological process: regulation of ribosomal protein gene transcription by RNA polymerase II.
CUGAAGAAACUGCUGCUUCUAUCCCGUAAACCAAACACUCGUCUUCCCCAAAACAAGCCACUCUCUUCUCCUCUCCGUGCACACGCGAAUCGAUCAGAAUCCUUACACCAUGGGAACGACCGGCAGUGACGUGGAAGCCGGUUUUGCAAAGCUACAAGGAGAGGAUUUUGAGUACUACAUGCAAACAUACUCCAUAAUAUUGGGCCGGAAUUCCAAGAAAUCCACCGUCGACGUUGACCUUUCCAGCCUCGGCGGUGGCAUGAACAUCUCCCGUAACCAUGCUCGCAUCUUCUACGACUUCACGCGCCGGCGUUUCGCUCUCGAGGUUCUUGGGAAGAAUGGAUGCUUAGUCGAAGGCGUCCUUCAUCUCCCCGGUAACCCUCCCGUAAAGCUCGAUUCUCAAGAUCUAUUGCAAAUUGGGGACAAGGAGUUCUAUUUUCUGCUUCCUGUGAGGAGUAUUUUGGGAGGACAUCUUGGGCCCAGGCAUCAUGUGGCUGUGGUGCCUCAAUACGGUUAUCAUUCUGCUGGGGCGGAGAGGAUGGUUGGGCCAGUAGGGGUGGCGGCAGUUAAGAAAGGGAGAGGGAGAGAAUUUUACGAAGAUGAAUAUGAUGACGAGGAGGAGAUUGGUGGUAGCAGUGGAAAGAAGUUCAGGAGAGAGGGUCUUGACGGGUACGGAUAUGGAUCAGGUAGUGGUUCCGGUGGCAAAGCUGGAUUGUCUGGAGCUUUAGUUCCUGCAGAGAAGAAAAUGGAUGGAAGAUCAAGGAUUGAUCGGGAUUCCGACAAUCAGCAACUUCUGCAGUUGGAGGAGAAAGAUGUAGUGUCAUCUGUGGCUACUGUGCUGUCUGAUCUUUGUGGACCUGGAGAAUGGAUGCCCAUGGAGAAACUCCAUGCUGAGUUGUUGGAGCAAUUUAGCAACGUCUGGCAUCAUAGUCGGGUAAGGAGGUAUCUCACAUCUGAGGACUUUUCUGGUCCUGAAUCCAAGGGAAAACCCUGGUAUGGCUUGCUUAUGUUACUAAGAAAAUACCCGGAGCACUUUGUCAUCAACACGAGGUCCAAGGGUCGUGUAACACACGAGUUUGUAUCUCUUGUCUCUCUGCUUUCAUAAGAUCCUGAGAGCAUAAAAAUGUUAGGUCCUUGCAGUUUAACCGUGGAGUGAAGGAGUAGAUCGUUGGUCGUGCGAUAGUUUUCUAUUAGGCCUGGAUUAACUCGCUGAGUGUAAAUGAAAAGCAGUGGCCAAGAUUAUAUUCCUGUUUUUGCUUUUGUUUGUUGUAAUGAACAUUUUGUACAUGAUGCUUUUAGUAAUGCAAAUUUCAACCUUAGGACAGAUAUUUUGCUA